Molecule: messenger RNA, 432 nt
Organism: Mycena citricolor
Lineage: Eukaryota; Fungi; Basidiomycota; Agaricomycetes; Agaricales; Mycenaceae
Source: the annotation of a GenBank genome assembly
CCCGGGAGCGGGUGCGCCGAUGCGGCGAAGGCGAUGCGCUCCAGCACCUCCGUGGGGAUCAUUUCCAGGGCCAUGCGUUCGCUGGGUCGGUGUGUGGGUGGGGAGAGGGGGGUGGGGAGGGGGAUGUGUAUCGUCGUGUGCGUGCUGGUUUAUGCACCUGCGAUUGGGCGUGCUUACGGAGAUUUGACAUGCGUUGCCUUUUGGGGCCCGAUGUCAGCCGAGGUCACGUGCCGGCUUUCCGAGCAGGCUUUCGUGCUAUUAGUAUGGAUCUCUCCUGGUGCUGGGGUCAGGUGAGAUCUUGUGUUCCAAUCCGGGGUGAUGAUUGUCUCUUCAAGCUCGAAGCGCGGCGGAAAGCGACGACAUCACAGAGUAGAGUAGACUCCCCAUCGAUCUCACAGGGAGAUCAGAUUCCAGAUCCGGAGUCGAGGCCCG